Molecule: messenger RNA, 1475 nt
Organism: Chanos chanos (milkfish)
Lineage: Eukaryota; Metazoa; Chordata; Actinopteri; Gonorynchiformes; Chanidae
Gene: armc7
Product: armadillo repeat containing 7
Exons: 3
Coding region: 500-1045 (181 amino acids)
Molecular function (GO): protein binding
Source: RefSeq, a predicted model, not a curated record
CGUGUUCACUUGUACGUUCACACUUGUACUCAUAGCUCAAAUCUGUUAUGCAGUUUUUAAAUCAAAGCAAACACUUGCUAUGUGGCGUCCUGCCGAAACAGAAGGCUGUGAGAGAAUGUUAACAGCGCAUCUCGCCCUGGCAUUUUUGCGUUUGCGGGGCUGUGAAGUUCACCCGAAUACUGAAGAUUAAAGUUAAGUUCCUUUCGCGUUCGCAUUUAAGAAAAUGUUAGUGUCCAUUACAUGAAGGGCUGGUGUGUCUACACCUUUUUAUAAUAAACCUCUAGUCGAAAUUUCGUAUAUGUUAUGACAGUAUUGUUAUAUAUAUUGUUAGAUUCGUUUCUUUAAUCGCUUGAGGAGCUUCAGUGAAAGAAAUUUCCCGUAUCUAUACAGCCGCCUUUGAGAGGCCAAGAAGAACAUCAGAAUCAGUGUGUUGACCAUGGGGUUCGUGUUGGGUUUGGCUUAGGCGUGUGGAUGGCUUAGACGUGUGGAUUGUUCCGCGAUGAUGGCAGGCAGAGAUGGCUUGUCUGGCUCAGACCGGUUUGCGUACCUCCAGGGACUGGUCACAGAGUUUCAGGACGCUGACAGUGAAGACCUGCGGACACUUCAGGUCACAGAACUCUUCUUGGACAUGCUGACUGAGGAGAACCAGAACCUGGUGGAGUUUGGGAUUGGUGGCCUGUGUAAUCUGAGUAUGGAUCAGGAGAGCCGCAAUCAGAUUGUACAGACUGAUGGUGUCCCACUGGUGAUGGGAUGUCUGUCCAGUCCUCGAGAUGAGACCGUUCUCUCUGCUAUUACCACUCUGAUGAACCUCACAACAGCUACUUCACAUUCUCAGACGACAAAUGGCUCCGUGGUCCUGUGCAUGUUGCGCUUCUCUCUCUCAGAAAACCCACGGCUGCGGAACCUGGCCUCUGUCUUCCUCCAAGAUUAUUGCACCGAGGAGCAGGUUGAGAAAGCCAGGGAACACAUGCAGGGACACAUUCAGUCUGCGGUGGGCAUUCCACUCCCGGACAACAAGCCCUUUCUGGACUCGUCUCAACCAUGAGGUUAUCUCAAGAGUUGUGUGGCUGUGAGAGGAGGUUGAGAGAGCUUUGGUAAUAUGAGCCUGCUUACAGUGCUGAUGGUGCUGGAGAUGGGACGGAGCUGUUGUUCUGCAAGUGAUGUAGCAGUGGAUUUGUUUAAGGCCUCCACCCUCUUUUCUCAACAUAAUGUGCAUAAGCCAGAGAUCCAUACAGCAUGAACAGUAUCCUGUGUAUCUCAACAGUGACAGUGGCAGAGUUGCAUGUUUAUCUUUGCCAUGUUUAAUGUUCACAGUGUUUAUGUUGAUAAAAAUGAGUGUACAUGCCUGGAUACACAAGGAUACACAAGAAUGACAGUAUUCUUGAUAACAGAUUCAACAAGGCACGUUUUAAUAACCUGCAGAGCUGAAUAAAUCAUUUCUUGUAUAGUUACCACAGUAAAUAAAAUUAAACAGA